AUGCCUGAGCUCACCAAAGAGUCUAAACAGCGUCUGCAGAAGGUCUUCAAAUGCGGCCAGUUCACAGUCCGCUGGGGCUUCGUCCCCCUCGUCCUCUACCUAGGUCAGUCAUUGUGUGUACACCGAAUAGCUGUGCUGGGGGAAGCGGAGCAGAGCCAGGUACACAUGGCCUGUCCUCAGCACAGCAGCUGUCUCUUGUCAGCAUGUAUUUGUGAUUUGUUUAUAGUGCCCCUGGAAUGUACACAGACUUCAGCCUUCCCAUACAUAACAAGUAGCAUGGGGCUGCUUCAUACCUCAUCCACCCAAUUACUGAGCCCCUUAGUGUGGCCUCCACUCACUGGAGAGGUGCCAAGGGGAGCCCCUGUACUGAUACCCUAG
Molecule: messenger RNA, 378 nt
Organism: Staurois parvus
Lineage: Eukaryota; Metazoa; Chordata; Amphibia; Anura; Ranidae
Source: the annotation of a GenBank genome assembly